AUGAGGUGGCUGCUCUCCAGCGGGCUCCUUGCCCUGUUCGCAUCGACGUCAACAUGCUGGCCGUACGACGAAUCUUUCCUCCAGUACAAUCUCAACCAAAAUCAGACGGCCACAGACCCAGCUGACUAUUGGGGAGAAUGGCCUAACCACGAGGGCAACUACCAUCCAUCUCCAGAUAACUGGCGAUUCCCAUUCUAUACACUCUUCUUGGACCGCUUCGUCAAUGGCGAUCCUACUAAUGAUAACAUCAACGGCACAUUGUUCGAGCAUGAUCUUAGUUCAACCCAAAUGCGUCAUGGAGGUGAUGUUGCUGGCUUGGUUGAUACACUGGACUACCUUCAGGGAAUGGGCAUAAAGGGUCUCUAUCUUGCAGGAACCUCCUUAAUGAACCAGCCCUGGGGCUUCGACGGAUAUUCUGCCUUAGAUACAACACUACUCGAUCAACAUUAUGGCACCUUACAAGUUUGGCGAGACGCUAUCACCGAAAUCCACAAGCGGGGAAUGUAUGUUGUCUUUGACAACACCAUUGCCACAAUGGGUGACCUGAUCGGCUUCGACGGAUACCUCAACACCACGACGCCCUUUUCAGAGAAGGAACAUGCGACAGUCUGGAAGAGCAAUCGUCACUACGUGGACUUUGAAAUUGGAAACACGUAUAAUGAGACUUGUGAUUAUCCACGUUUCUGGUUCGAGGACGGAUACCCAGUCAAUGCAUCAGAGAUCGCCGGCCUGGUUGGUUGCUACGAUAGCGACUUCGACCAGUACGGUGACAUUGAGGCCUUCGGUGUUUUCCCAGAUUGGCAGCGUGAACUUGCCAAAUUCGCAUCCGUGCAGGAUCGUUUGCGUGAAUGGUAUACACCUGUGCGAGAAAAAUUGAUCCGUCAUUCGUGCAUGGUGAUUGCGUCCUUGGAUAUCGAUGGUUUCCGGUACGAUAAAGCCACCCAAGCUACAGUUGAAGCGCUUGGGGACAUGUCGCGAGCGUACCGCGAGUGCGCGCGCGCUGUUGGGAAAGAAAACUUCUUUAUCGCGGGUGAAAUCACUGGCGGUAAUACCUUCGGUUCUAUCUACCUUGGUCGCGGUCGGCAACCUAAUCAGUAUCCGGCCAGCGCCAGCAUUGCGAUGAAAUUGACCAACGAGUCUGAGUCUCAGUAUUUCUUACGUGAAGUGGGAUAUGAGGCGAUCGACGGCGCGGCCUUCCACUACUCGACAUAUCGUUCCCUGACUAGAUUCCUCGGCAUGGACGGUCAGCUCGCCGCUGGAUACGAUGUGCCUAUUGACUGGGUUGAUGCAUGGAACGAGAUGCUUCAAUCAAACGAUCUGGUUAAUGCAAACACUGGUAAAUUCGACCCUCGGCACAUGUUUGGCGCUACCAACCAAGAUGUUUUCCGCUGGCCUGCCAUCCAGUACGGUGUGGAGAGACAGUUGCUUGGCUCCUUUAUAACAACUCUUCUGAUGCCUGGAAUCCCCCUUCUUCUCUGGGGAGAGGAACAAGCCUUUUAUAUCUUAGAUGCAACCGCAUCUAACUAUAUCUACGGGCGACAGGCGAUGUCAUCUGCGACAGCCUGGAAAACCCACGGAUGUUUCUCGUUGGAAUCCUCCCAGUACUACCAGUGGCCUCUUCAAGCUGCUGGCGAGGGCUGCAAUGACGAGUCCGUUACCUAUGACCACCGUGAUCCAACCCAUCCAAUUCGCAACAUUAUGAAGCACAUGUAUCAGCUGCGAGAACAGUUCCCCGUUCUCAACGAUGGAUACUCGCUUCUGAAUAUGUCUAAGCAGACGGAGGAUGUGGUCUAUCCCGGUUCCAAUGACACGGCUACAGAGACUGGCAUGUGGUCCGUUCUUCGUAACCUCAAUAGCGAAGUGCAGGAUUUCGGCUCCGACGCUAAGAAUUCGCCCAUCUGGCUCGUCUACCAAAAUGUCAACCGCACAAUGGACUAUACGUUCGAUUGCAGUGACAACGAUACUGCUUUCCUAUCUCCAUUUGACACGGGCACAACGGUCAAAAACCUGUUCUACCCUCAUGACGAGCUUGUGUUGAUAGAUGGACCAAGGAAGCUUGGCCUAAAUGGAUCGACCGAAUGGAACGGCUGCUAUCCAAAUCUGACACUGGCGGCUUACGAAUUCCGUGCUUAUGUCCCAGUUUCCGUUUAUCAAUCGCCUCGGCCCAUGGUGACCAAAUUCACACCGGGCCAUGAUGCUCCUUUGCGUUCGACUGUAGCCCCGAAUUUGUCUGAAGAUGUGCAAAUUGAACUCUACUUCUCCGAGCCGAUGGACUGUCUGUCUGUGACCAACGGCCUGUCUAUAAAUUCAUCCACGGAGAUUGGAAUAUCUCCAACCCUGAACGUUAACACAGCCAGUUGCAAAAACAUCACUGCCACUGAGACUACCUAUACGGGACAAAUUCCUAGCGUUUUUGUGUGGACCGCCAAUCUGACCGGAGUCUAUAAUGGAGUUCACAGACUGACCUUGAGCAAUGCAACCAAUGCUCCCAAAGAUGCUUCUACCAACGCUGUUGACAACUUUUUGUUCCGCAUUGGCCAAAUCGACAAUCCCAUGGUCUUUACCACAGCCAAUUAUUCGAGCAGUCUGCUUCAUCAGGAAUCAGGCAACGACACUCUUUUCAUCCAGCACCACGCCGCAGGUGCCGACAAAUACCGGUAUUCUACUAAUUGGGGCACAUCCUUCUCCGAUUGGCAGACAUACAAGGGUGGAAAUGACACGAUUGAUGUGCUUCCGUGGUCCGGUACCAAGAAGCAGCAGUGGAAGGGUGAUCAUGUUCGCGUGGAGUACUGGAGUCGCUGGACCGGCAGCAGUUCCUAUGUGCAAGAAGGCGACACGAACUGGGAUCAAACUACUCAGCGACGCUUCCCUCAUGCCUUUUUCAAUGGUCCUUACAAUCAGUAUGGCUAUGACGGCGGUCUUGACAAUAACCUUGACCUGGACACGCUGGACGGAUACUGGAAGUACCAUUUCACAUCCGAAUGGCCUGCCACUGGACAAAUCAACAUCUGGGGCGUUAACCCGGAUGGCAAGCCAGACCAAAGCUGGGUGCUGGGUGAUAUGGAUAAUGAUAGCGUUUUGGACCGAAUGCCUCCGUCAUCUCUUUCGAGCACUUUGAUCAACAUCACUGAGCCUCCACCAGCGCCUUAUUUGUCAUGGAGACUCCAGAUCGACGACGGCACUCAAAGAUUCCACCUCCUACCGGUUGGAUCCAGACAUAUUCAAAUCAUCAUGUUUAUUCUCUUUUGGAUUGUAGCCCCGUUGACCGGCGCAGCCUGCGUCUACAUCUUCAUGGUGUCCUUCUACAAGGUCAAAUUCAACGAAGUGGGCAUCAGUGAAAAGCACAGUCUUUCACCGAUGGUCUUUUUGAAGAAGCUCACUCAUCGCCGCUCUGGCGAAACUUCCAUUAAUCCGCUCAUUCGCGUCACCAAAUCCGGGUUCAUGCAAAGCACCACUGCAUUGGCAGUCGCUGGCGCCACAGGUAAGCGCCGCAUGGUCUUGAUUGCCACCAUGGAGUACGAUAUCGAGGAUUGGGCCAUCAAGAUCAAGAUCGGAGGUCUUGGUGUGAUGGCUCAGCUCAUGGGCAAGACACUGGGUCAUCAGGACCUCAUCUGGGUGGUUCCUUGCGUGGGCGGCAUUGACUACCCGAUCGAUCAAGAGGCGGAGCCCAUGACGGUGACCAUUCUGGGCAGUGCCUUCCAGGUCCAGGUCCAAUAUCAUCGCCUCAACAACAUCACCUACGUGCUCCUUGACGCUCCAGUAUUCCGACAGCAAUCAAAGACGGAGCCAUACCCCGCUCGCAUGGACGAUUUGGAUAGUGCUGUGUACUAUUCUGCCUGGAACCAAUGUAUCGCCGAAGCCAUCAAGCGCUUCCCGAUUGAUCUUUACCAUAUCAACGAUUACCAUGGAUCUGUCGCGCCUCUCUACCUCCUGCCAGAGACUAUUCCUGCUUGUCUAUCCCUUCACAACGCCGAGUUCCAGGGUCUAUGGCCGAUGCGAACCCAGAAGGAGCGACAAGAAGUCUGCCAAGUUUUCAACCUGGAUGAGGACACCGCUCGUCGGUAUGUGCAGUUUGGUGAAGUGUUCAACCUUCUCCACGCGGGUGCAAGCUAUCUUCGAAUCAACCAACAGGGCUUCGGUGCUGUUGGUGUCUCAAAGAAAUACGGAAAACGCUCUUAUGCUCGUUACCCGAUCUUCUGGGGUCUGCGCAAGGUUGGCAAUCUGCCUAACCCCGAUCCUUCUGAUGUUGGCGAGUGGACCAAGCAGCCUAUCACAGAAGCUACUGUCGAUCCUGAGUAUGAGGCCGGUCGUGGUGAGUUGAAGCGACAAGCCCAAGAGUGGGCUGGACUCGACCAGAACCCCGACGCCGAUCUGCUUGUAUUCGUCGGUCGUUGGUCGAUGCAGAAAGGUGUCGAUCUUAUCGCUGACGCCCUGCCCGCGGUCUUGGAGGCGCGUCCCAAUGUGCAACUCAUUUGUAUCGGUCCUGUGAUUGACCUGUUCGGCAAAUUUGCUGCGCUUAAACUCAAGCGUAUCAUGGAGAUCUACCCUGGUCGAGUCUUCUCUAAGCCCGAGUUCACUGCUCUCCCGCCGUUUAUUUUCUCUGGGGCUGAAUUUGCCCUUAUCCCGUCUCGCGAUGAGCCCUUUGGACUGGUCGCAGUGGAGUUCGGCCGUAAGGGAGCCCUGGGUAUUGGAGCUCGCGUUGGUGGUUUGGGCCAAAUGCCCGGCUGGUGGUAUAACGUGGAAUCGACCUCCACGUCUCAUCUGCUUAUUCAAUUCAAGCUUGCGAUUGAUGCUGCCCUCAACUCCAAGACGGAGACUCGCGCACUGAUGCGUGCCAGAUCUGCCAAGCAACGAUUUCCCGUGGCUCAGUGGGUGGAGGACCUCGAGAUUCUUCAGUCCACGGCCAUUGCUAUCCACGAGAAGGGGAUUUCGAAGGGCCAUGGCCGGCCUCUCACUUCAUCCGGGACCAGUACUCCUAACGGUACGUUGAGAUCUGUGAAUCUAGGCAUGGCUCCAAUGAGUCCAUUGCCUAUGCCUGGGAUGAAUGCAGCAUUGCAACAUUCCAGAGACAGCAGCUAUUCGAGCUUCAAUCAGGUCAGCGAUCUGGGCUCUCAGCGGAUCUAUAGUCGUGAUAUUAGUCCCUCUGAGACUGAACAGCCCAAGUCUGCCCUGAGUCGGUCUCUUUCGCUAGGUGUUCGCUCGGGUCCCGGUCAUCGGUCACGCCGUGGCCGCCAUGCACAGGCUGAGAGCGAUAUCCAAGAAUCUGGCGAUAGCAGCGAUGCCGUGGAGGAAACCGACGACGAGGAGCGAACUCACAGCGUGUAUGGCGAUGACGAGUAUACUCUGACCCCUGCAGAGGUGGAGGAGAGCCGACGUGCGCAGGUUACACAGAGAGAAGGGAUUUCGUACUCUUCUCCACUGGCUUCACCUCGGCGCCGCCCCAGUCAAGAGUUGAUGCAUCCCCGAUUCCUCCUGCCUCCAACCAGCCCGGGCACGCCCCCCACGUCGGAGUCGCUCCUUCUUCCGCCUCAGCCUCUGUCAGAGAGCCACCGUUACAGCAACGCAUCCGUUCUCUCACUUGACUCUGUUGUCGGUGGCAAGAAGGACUUCAAGCUGCAGAAGGUCGAUCCGUUCUUCACCGACGGCACUGGCGAAUACUACCACAACUUUGAGCAGAAAUUGCAGAAUCUGAAUGGAUCCAAUUCCGAGGAUCAGCUCUGCAUUGAAGAGUUCUUGGUCAAGAGUGAGCAAGAAUGGUUCGACAGAUUCCGCGACGCCAGAUUGGGUCGUCACAAGUCGCCGACGCCAUCGAUCUUCCGCUCGAAGAACAACGCCUCCCCGGCUGGCGAGUCUUACACCGAGGGUAUUUCUCAUAUCGCUGAUAGUGACUCCCGCGAUUCAGAUGAUGAUGAGUUCUUGCUGGGCAAGGACUAUGUUCCCCCCACGGGUCUCAAGAAGUGGAUGCAGGUCAAGCUCGGCGACUGGCCGGUGUAUUCGAUCUUCCUCGCUCUUGGUCAGGUCAUCGCGGCCAACUCAUACCAGAUCACUCUUCUCACAGGUGAAGUGGGUGAAACUGCCAACAAGCUCUAUGGUAUCGCGACCACCUACGCAAUCACCUCUGUGUGCUGGUGGUUACUGUACCGGUACUUCAAAUCUGUCGUCACCCUAUCAAUCCCCUGGUUCCUCUACGGCAUUGCCUUCCUAUUGAUUGGUUCUGCCCACUUCGAACACGAUUCAUUCAACCGGGGGUGGAUUCAAAACAUCGGAAGCGGAUUUUACGCCGCAGCGUCCUCUAGCGGUUCCAUUUUCUUUGCCUCGAACUUUGGUGAUGAGGGUGGUGCUCCUGUCGAAACUUGGAUCUUCCGCGCGUGUGUCAUCCAAGGCGUUCAGCAGGCAUAUGUGAUCGGGCUUUGGUAUUGGGGUUCGACCCUGAGCAGGGCUUCCAGCGAAGGUCUUUUGUCAUCCGACAACUCCAUCUCCAACACCUGGAAAAUGACGGCCAUCUGUUAUCCUAUUGCCAUCUUCCUGUGGGCCGUUGGUCUUCUCUUGGUUUUCGGUUUGCCCAAUUACUACCGUCAAAAGCCCGGCAAGGUGCCUUCCUUCUAUACGUCCCUGUUCCGACGAAAGAUCGUCCUCUGGAACUUUGUGGCCGUUAUUUUGCAGAACUUCUUCCUUAGUGCACCAUAUGGCCGUAACUGGAGCUUCUUGUGGGGUUCUAACCACGCCCAUGCAUGGCAGAUCGUCAUCCUCUGCAUCGUCUUCUUCGGCGUUGUUUGGUGCAUCUUCCUCUUUGUCAUCAGUCGAUUCUCGAAGCGGCACAGCUGGUUCCUCCCCGUGUUUGCCUGUGGUCUGGGUGCCCCACGCUUUAUCCAGAUCUGGUGGGGCAUCUCUGGCAUUGGCUACUAUCUUCCCUGGGUGGCCGGUGGUUACACCGGCGGAGCACUUGCGUCGCGCAGUCUGUGGCUGUGGCUGGGAGUCUUGGACUCCAUCCAAGGCCUCGGCUUUGGUGUCAUCCUUCUGCAGACGUUGACGCGGGUACACAUGUGCUUUGCACUCAUCGCCUCACAAGUGCUUGGUUCCAUUGCAACCAUCUGCGCCCGAGCCUUUGGUCCCAACAACGUAGGCCCGGGGCCCAUCUCCCCUGACAUGACGAAAGGCGUCCAUGAGUUGGCAAAUGCUUGGUUCUGGGUUGCCUUGUUCAGCCAGUUACUUAUCUGUGCUGGCUUCUUGCUCUUCUUCCGAAAAGAACAGCUCUCCAAGCCCUAA
Molecule: messenger RNA, 7266 nt
Organism: Penicillium canariense
Lineage: Eukaryota; Fungi; Ascomycota; Eurotiomycetes; Eurotiales; Aspergillaceae
Product: Cell wall alpha-1-3-glucan synthase ags1
Exons: 6
Coding region: 1-7266 (2421 amino acids)
Biological process (GO): fungal-type cell wall (1->3)-alpha-glucan biosynthetic process
Cellular component (GO): fungal-type cell wall
Molecular function (GO): alpha-1,3-glucan synthase activity
Source: RefSeq, a predicted model, not a curated record